AUGGACGGUUUACGCCCUGGCUGCCGAACCCAAGGCCGUUACAAGAAGUACCGCUACUCACCGCAGCAACAACCACCGCGGCUUGCGGCCCAAACACGUGGUGAGCUAGCACGUGGUGACAAACAGAAGAAGCAGGAUCAACAUCUGGAUUCGUUAACGAAGUGCAAAAUGGAAGUUGAAGAGGUCAUUGAGUUGCUACAAAUAGACUACAGGACUUUGAUGAAAAGGCAAGACGAAGUCAAAUCGAGGUUGCGAAGAACUGAUGCUCGUAUAUCUGUUCAUCUUCUGCAAGAGCGCAUAACGGAAGGUGAGAUGGAGCUGAACAGGAGAAGAUGUAAAGGAACGUUUGCCACAAAAGACGAGGGAGCGCUCAUAGCUUGA
Cylicostephanus goldi is the source of this 381-nucleotide messenger RNA. The record is from the annotation of a GenBank genome assembly. NCBI's taxonomy places the organism in Eukaryota, Metazoa, Nematoda, Chromadorea, Rhabditida, Strongylidae.